AUGGCUACGGACGCGAACGGUUCCUCGGUCUUCGGGGCGGUCGCGCGCCUCGCAGACCUCUCCAUCGCGGACAGCGCGUCGGCGAAGGAGUUCGGCGAGCUUGUCGCCGCCGUCGUCGCCGCCGACGACCAGAAGGCCGCUGCUGGCGCCGUCGCGGACAAGGCCAAGGCCGCCGGCGCCCCCAAGGCGUUCAAGGACGGCUGCCUGCUACAGCACGUCCUCAAGGUCGCCGGCGAGGACAAGACCAAGGAGGGCAAGGGCCGCGCCGCCGCGAUGCGCACGCUCGAGGCCCUGGUGGCGCUCGGCAAGCCCGCCGAGCCCUACCUCGUCAAGGCCCUCGGCCGCGCGCUCGAGGUCAUGGGCGACAAGAGCAAGGACGCCAAGGAGGCCGCCACCGACUUCGGCACCGCGCUGUUCGCCGUCCUCUCGCCGAACGCCACGGCGAUCGUCGUGCCCGUGCUGAUCAAGUCGGGCAUGGACGAGCAGGCCGUCCCGGGCUCCAAGGUCGCGGCGCUCGUGCUCCUCAAGACCCUCGUGGGCCGCGCCGGCGCGCAGGUCGCCGCGUGCAUGGCCGACUGCGUGUCGGCGUGCACGAGCAUGAUUGGCGACAUCAAGAAGGACGUCAAGGAGCAGGCGCUGGACACGAUGGCCGCCGUCUGCACCGUCGUGGGCAACCGCGACAUCGAGAAGUUCAUCCCGGACGUGAUCGACUGCAUCGCCAACCCCGCCAACACCCCCGAGUGCAUCCACAAGCUGUCGGCCACCACCUUUGCGCAGACGGUCGAGGCGCCCUGCCUGUCGCUGCUGUGCCCGCUGCUCCUCCGCGGCCUCCGCGAGCCCGUCACGGCCAUCAAGCGCAAGACGUGCGUCGUCAUCGAGAACAUGUCGAAGCUCGUCGAGAACCCCGCCGACGUGGCGCCCUUCCUGGGCCUGCUCGUGCCGGAGGUCGAGUCGGUGUCCGUCAACGUCGCGGACCCGGAGUGCCGCUCCGUCGCCAAGCGCGGGAAGGAGUACCUCCUCAUGGCCGGCCAGGUCAUGUCGGCGGACGAGGCCGAGGUGCCUGUGUCGGCCGACCCGGCGGUGGUGGGCGCGGCGCUCAAGGAGGAGAUCGGCAAGGCGGGCCACAAGGGCGCGGUCGACGAGGACAUGUUGACGUACGUGGCCGCGCAGUGCGCGUCGCUGAUCGCGCGCCGGUCGUUCGCGGCCGCGCAGUGGCAGGGCGUCAUCACCGAGUACCUCGGGACGCCCGCGGCGGUGGCGACGGCCUUCAUGGAGCGGUGCUACAAGGAGGCGGCCGACAAGGAGAAGAACGAGGAGGAGGAGGAGGACGGCGAGGACCUGUGCGACUGCGAGUUCUCGCUGGCGUACGGCGGGAAGAUCCUGCUCAACAACGCGCGCCUGCACCUCAAGACGGGCAAGCGGUACGGCCUGUGCGGCCCGAACGGCGCGGGCAAGUCGACACUGAUGCGCGCGAUCGCCAACGGCCAGAUCGAGGGCUUCCCCACCGCGGACCAGCUGCGGUGCAUCUACGUGGAGCACGACAUCGACGGGUCGAACGCCGACACGCCGGCCGUGGACUUCGUGGCCGAGAACGAGCUCCUGCAGAAGAUGGGCGUCACGCGCGACGACGUGGAGAAGAUGCUCACCUCGGUCGGGUUCACGGAGGAGCUGCGCAACAAGCCCGUGGGCUCGCUGUCGGGCGGGUGGAAGAUGAAGCUGGCGCUGUCGCGCGCCAUGCUGCAGAAGGCGGACAUCCUGCUGCUCGACGAGCCGACGAACCACCUGGACGUCGCGAACGUCAAGUGGCUGAUGGACUACCUGAUUGGCCUGGAGCGCGUGACGUCGGUGCUCGUGUCGCACGACUCGGGCUUCCUCGACACGGUCUGCACGGACAUCCUGCACUACGAGAAGAACCUCAAGCUGAAGAAGUACCGCGGCAACCUCUCGGCGUUCGUCAAGCUGCGCCCCGAGGCCAAGUCGUACUACGAGCUGCAGGCCACGCAGAUCAAGUUCACCUUCCCGGAGCCGACGUACCUCGAGGGCGUCAACUCCAAGGGCAAGGCCAUCAUCAAGGUCACCAACAUGUCGUUCCAGUACCCCAACACCCCGAAGCCGCAGCUCACGGGCGUGUCGGUGCAGUGCUCGCUGUCGUCGCGCGUGGGCGUCAUCGGCCCCAACGGCGCGGGCAAGUCGACGAUGAUCAAGGUGCUCUGCGGCGAGACGUCGGCCACGGAGGGCCACGUCUGGCGCCACCCCAACAUGCGCAUCGCGUACGUCGCGCAGCACGCCUUCCACCACCUGGAGAAGCACCUGGACAUGACGCCCAACGAGUACAUCCGCUGGCGUUACGCGUCGGGCGAGGACCGCGAGGCCGCCGGCCGCGUGGACCGCAAGCUGACGGACGAGGAGAAGAAGAAGAUGGCCGAGGCCAUGAACUUUGGCGGCGUCAAGCGCGUGAUUGACAAGCUCGUGACGCGCCGCAAGGGCAAGAAGGGCUACGAGUACGAGGUGCAGUGGAAGAACUCGUCCCCCGAGGACAACAUGUGGAUCCAGCGCGACCAGCUCGUGGAGACCGGCUUCGAGAAGAUGGUGAACGAGUUUGACGCCAAGGAGGCGGCGGCGCAGGGCAUGCUGGCGCGCCCGCUGACGCUCGGGAACGUGGAGAAGCACCUCGGCGCACUCGGCCUCGAGGCCGAGUUCGCGACGCACAACCGCGUGCGCGGCCUCUCGGGCGGCCAGAAGGUCAAGGUGGUGCUGGCGGCGGCGACGUGGAACAACCCCCACAUCCUCAUCCUGGACGAGCCGACGAACUACCUGGACCGCGAGUCCCUCGGCGCGCUGUCGCAGGCGAUCAACGAGUUCGGCGGCGGCGUGGUGAUCAUCUCGCACAACCAGGAGUUCAUCGACUCUAUCUGCUCGGAGAAGUGGUUCGUGAACGACGGCACGUGCCGCGUGGAGGGGCAGCAGUGGACGGCGGAGAAGGUCGCGGACAAGAAGCCGACGGAGGUGACGGACGCGUGGGGCAACACCGUCAAGGUCAAGGCGGACAAGAAGAAGCUCUCGCGCAAGGAGCUCAAGGCGCUCAAGAAGAAGCGCGAGGCCGCGCGGGCCCGUGGCGAGGAGGUCUCGGACUCGGACGACGACUGGGAGUGA
Messenger RNA from Pedinophyceae sp. YPF-701, 3153 nucleotides. The record is from the annotation of a GenBank genome assembly. NCBI's taxonomy places the organism in Eukaryota, Viridiplantae, Chlorophyta, Pedinophyceae.